Messenger RNA from Rotaria sp. Silwood1, 849 nucleotides. Lineage: Eukaryota; Metazoa; Rotifera; Eurotatoria; Philodinida; Philodinidae. The record is from the annotation of a GenBank genome assembly.
AUGACUGUUACUAGAUUAGAAGAUCUACCAAAUGAAUUGUGGUUAGAACUUUUCGUCUAUUUCACAUGGUCGGAACUAAAUUCAACAUGGUUUCAAUGGGAACUUAAUAAUCGUAUUCAAAUGUUAGCUGAGGUAGCGCGGAAUCGAGUUGCUUUGCCACUCUCGUCGAUGUCAUUUACAACGUACGGUCGAUGUUUGCACUAUUUCGAACAUGAACAUCCAAUGAUCGCUUAUCGUAUAACUUCUCUUUUGCUCAAUGAAUCAGCUGUAUCAAAUGAAAUUAUUAAUCGAUGGCUUGAAAAUGAUACAUCUUUUCUUCCACGUAUUCGACAAUGUACAGUCUAUAUAGAUCUCGUUAAUAGAUCUGUUCGCACAAAUGUUAUUCUCCUUAUUCGUCGACAUGCAUUGAUAUUACGUCGUAUUGUAUUUUAUUUCGAUAACAGAUAUUUUAAAUGGGGAAGUUCUUUAGCGAAAUGUGCCACUUAUUCUCAUCAAAUCUUUACAUUUCCAAAUACUGUUCGUUUUCGUCUCUCGUUACAAUAUAUAUCUGAUUUAGCACUAUUGAUGCAAUGUGAUACUUUACCGCGCAUAGAACAUCUUCAUAUUACAAUGGAAAAUGGAAUAUAUACUUCACAUAAAUUACACAAUGAAUAUGAAGAUACAUCUUGUCUUACAUUAUGUCCCAAAGAUUUCAAUAUAAGUCGAGCUAGUCUAACACAUUUACGUACAUUACAAUUGAGACAAGUAGCCGUUACUAAUGUUAUUGUAUUGAUACAACAUGUGAAAUCAAUGAGUCAAGUUGAAUCAUUAAUUUUGAUGAACUGUAAUGUUAAAGGUAUGUAUUGUUAA